This is a messenger RNA of Oikopleura dioica, 447 nucleotides long. Lineage: Eukaryota; Metazoa; Chordata; Appendicularia; Copelata; Oikopleuridae. The record is from the annotation of a GenBank genome assembly.
AUGGAGCAAAACGUCCUCGAUUGGAUGCACAGAGAGGCUAACAGAGCAGCAGAUAAAAACGCAGACUGUGAAAAGAAAAUAAAGGAACUCGAGGGACGUCUGGACGGAUUACUGGACUCGUGCAAAGUGCUGUUGAAUGCGCGAAAAACAGUGCUGCAGCAGUUUUCCAAGUGCGACAGAAACGUCCAGCAACUCAACCGCGAGUUCUUCCAACAAAGCCAGGCAAACCGCGCUCUACUAAAAGAAAUCGAGGAGCGUGCCAAAUCGAUUGAGAUGUACGAGCAAAAGCGGCUUCAAUGCGACAAGAAAAUUGAGGAAGAAGAAAAGUAUAUGAAGAUUCGCGAGGAGGCGCAAAUGCGUCUCUGGGAAAUGGGUGUCCAGUCGAUCGCCGAAGAAGAGUCCGAAAAUGUGGCUCCCGCGCAGUCGAAACACUUCCGGCCACCCUGA